Sorghum bicolor (sorghum) is the source of this 1689-nucleotide messenger RNA. Its product is annotated as protein pxr1. The record is from RefSeq and is a predicted model, not a curated record. NCBI's taxonomy places the organism in Eukaryota, Viridiplantae, Streptophyta, Magnoliopsida, Poales, Poaceae. Gene Ontology annotation, molecular function: nucleic acid binding. The transcript is spliced from 7 exons. Bases 16 to 1263 code for a protein of 415 amino acids.
UCUUGAUAAGCCCACAUGUGCCCCAACCCCAACCCACAAGAUAAAAUGGACAUUUUCCAAAACCCACCAGUAGCCCUCGUGCGGCCCAGCCCAAGAAUUCUCAGCCCAACUCACCACCACCUUCUUUCUUCCAACUCAAUUAUGGGAAAAUUAUCAGUCCAAUCAUACCCCACCACGAAUUCUGGGAGCCGCCGCAAUCCUCCUCCCGUCCCCGCCGCCGGCCGCCGGCUGCCCGGAUCGCCGCCCCAGCCCGCCGCCCGCCGCGCGUUCCGCUCCCUCUCCAACCCCAACGAAACCCCAGGGGCACCCUCACCCCCCUUCUCCUCCCCUUUUACUGGGGGACCAGACAUGGAGAGCAGAAGGCAGUGGGGGAAGGCGCACCAGGAGGCGGUGGGCGGAGGCGGAGGCGGCGGUCACCGAGUGGAUCUAGAUGAAGAGGAUGACCUGGAGGAGUUCCGGCUGCCCAUGAGCCACCGCCCUACUGAGAACCUCGACACGGAGGGGCUUGAGCAGGCCUCUGUCCACACCCAGCUCACCGCGUCCAACGUCGGCUUUAGGCUCCUGCAGAAGAUGGGCUGGAAGACCGGCAAGGGGCUCGGCAAGAACGAACAAGGUAUACUAGAGCCAAUAAGAGCUGACAUCAGAGAUGCAAAAUUAGGUGUUGGGAAGCAAGAGGAAGAUGACUUCUUCACAUCUGAAGAGAACGUGCAACGAAAGAAAUUGAAUAUUGAACUUGAGGAGACUGAGGAACAUAUAAAGAAACGUGAGGUCAUAGCAGAGCGUGAGCACAAAAUCCGCAGUGAAGUCAAGGAGAUACAGAAGGUGUUCUUUUGCAACCUCUGCAAUAAGCAGUACAAGCUGGCUCAUGAAUUUGAGAGUCACUUGAGCUCAUAUGACCACAAUCAUAGGAAGAGGUUCAAAGAAAUGAGAGAAAUGCAGAGCAGCAGUGGUAGCCGUGAUGACAGGCAGAAACGUGAACAACAGCGAGAAGAGAAGGAGCUGGCAAAAAUUGCGCAACUUGCGGAUGCUCAUAGGAAGCAGCAGCAGCAGCAGCAUCAGGAGAAACAAGAAAAGUCAGAGACAGAAGUUGUUGCACCAAAAAACAUGGCAGCCCCUAGAAACCAGGAUCAGCGAGGAACCUUGAAGUUUGGAUUCUCCAAAAUGGCUCCUUCCAAGGUUCAAGUUGGCAAUGCCAGCAAGAAGCCAAAGGUGGCUACAAAAGUUUCUUCGGUCUUCGGCAAUGAGAGUGACGAGGACUCGUGAUCUUUGCCAGAGGGUGGUAGUGCUUCCAAGGAAAAAAACAUCAAAGGCCCAUGAGAAGUGAGGUGCCAUGUAUGUAUCACCUUCUGUUGUGCCACUGGCUUGGCCCCCUCUACAGAUCCUGGUGUCAUCUCAACAGCCUCAUGCGAACAAACUGGGACUUGAAAACAGCAUCAUGAAUUGUAUGAACUUUUGAGGGUACAUCGUACAAGGAAAUCUGUAUCGUUCUUGCUGUAUUUUGAAAGCUAUUUAUAGCCAUUCGUCCUUGUAGGCAGACAAUGCCCUUCAAUUUGGGACACACCUUUGUAGUCUGUACUAUCAUUGUUGGCUUUUAAUGUAACACCUUUGUAUUAGAUGCUACUGUUGAGUCACAUUUUGUCUGCCAAAGUUGGAGGUUUGCUGGGGAGCUUUUGUUGGUUGCCCUUCUCA